This is a messenger RNA of Aspergillus heteromorphus CBS 117.55, 2580 nucleotides long. RefSeq names its product aconitate hydratase ACO2. The record is from RefSeq and is a predicted model, not a curated record. The coding region runs from base 43 to 2457 and encodes 804 amino acids. Gene Ontology annotation, cellular component: cytosol; mitochondrion. The transcript is spliced from 2 exons. Gene Ontology annotation, molecular function: aconitate hydratase activity; 4 iron, 4 sulfur cluster binding. NCBI's taxonomy places the organism in Eukaryota, Fungi, Ascomycota, Eurotiomycetes, Eurotiales, Aspergillaceae. Gene Ontology annotation, biological process: tricarboxylic acid cycle.
AUGUUGCUUCCUCCGCAAUUCAUCCUAGCAAUCAGUAAGACGAUGGUGAGGCAACUUGUUUGGCAACGGGCCACCGCCUCUCAGAGGUUGGCUCCGAAAUGCCUCUCCCCGCAGAGACUACUCAGUCGCCGUGGCCUGGCCACUGAGGCGUCACCCUCAUCCUCCCGUCUACCUCCCUACCAGAAGAUCGUACAGAACCUUGAAAACGUUCGCCGAGUUCUUGGGCCGUCGCGAAACCUGACCCUGGCGGAGAAGAUUCUCUACGCCCACUUGGACAACCCCGAGGAGUCCCUGUUGACCGGUACCGACAAUGGACGAGAUAUUCGCGGCAAGGCCAACCUCAAGCUGAAGCCGGACCGCGUGGCCAUGCAGGAUGCGUCAGCCCAGAUGGCGUUGUUACAGUUCAUGUCCUGCGGCCUGCCCUCGACAGCCGUGCCUGCCAGUAUCCACUGCGACCAUAUGAUUGUGGGCGAGCGCGGAGCGGACACUGAUCUGCCUGCGUCUAUCAAGGGCAACAGCGAGGUGUUUGACUUCCUGGAGAGUGCUGCGAAACGCUAUGGCAUUGAAUUCUGGCCCCCAGGCGCUGGAAUCAUCCACCAGAGCGUGCUGGAGAACUACGCUGCUCCUGGUCUGAUGAUGCUGGGAACCGACAGUCACACCCCGAAUGCGGGUGGUCUGGGUGCCAUUGCCAUUGGUGUGGGAGGUGCGGACGCUGUUGACGCGCUGGUUGAUGCCCCCUGGGAACUCAAGGCGCCCCGCGUGCUGGGCGUGCGUCUGGAGGGCAGGCUGAAUGGAUGGGCUGCUCCCAAAGAUAUUAUUCUUCACCUGGCUGGCAAGCUCACCGUCCGCGGUGGAACCGGAUUCAUCAUCGAGUAUCACGGACCGGGCUUGGAAACCCUAAGCUGCACCGGUAUGGCCACCAUUUGCAACAUGGGAGCUGAGGUGGGCGCAACCACUUCGGUAUUCCCCUUCUCCCCCAGCAUGGUUCCCUACCUGAAGGCGACUCACCGGGCGGAUGUUGCCCAGGCCGCGUCCAAGAUUGCUGCUUCCGGGCCCCGUAACCUUCUCCAGGCUGACAAGGCUGCCGAGUACGACCAGCUGAUCACCAUUGACCUGUCCACACUGGAGCCGCAUAUCAACGGCCCCUUUACCCCUGACUUCUCCGUGCCUUUGUCUUCCUUUGCCGACACCGUUCGCGAGAAGGGAUGGCCGGAGUCUCUCGGUGCCGGCUUGAUCGGCAGCUGCACAAACAGCUCCUACGAGGAUAUGACCCGUGCGGAGAACCUGGUCAAGCAGGCGUCCGCCGCCGGACUCGAGCCCAAGUCCGACUUCUUCAUCACCCCCGGCAGCGAGCAGAUCCGGGCCACGCUGGACCGUGAUCAGACUCUGUCGACCUUCUCCCAAGCGGGCGGCACCGUGCUGGCCAACGCCUGCGGUCCGUGCAUCGGUCAGUGGAAUCGCACCGAUGGCAUCCCCAAGGGCGAGGACAACGCCAUUCUCACCUCGUACAACCGGAACUUCCCUGGUCGGAACGACGGCAACCGGAGAACCAUGAACUUCCUGGCCUCCCCGGAGUUGGUCACGGCGAUGGUCUACUCGGGCAGCACUACCUUCAACCCCAUGACCGACAGCCUCAAAACGCCCAGCGGCGAGGAGUUCCGGUUCCAGCCCCCCACGGGCUACUCGCUCCCCAGCGCUGGGUUUGCCGACGGCAACCCAUCUUUCCAGCCCACCGCCGCGGUCCCGGACGCGUCCUGCGACGUGAUUGUCUCCCCCACAUCAGAUCGCCUCGCCCUGCUAGAGCCCUUCGCCCCGUUUCCCAAGGGCGACUUGUCGGGUCUCAAGGUGCUGUACAAGGUCAAGGGUCAGUGCACGACGGACACUAUCUCCGCCGCCGGCCCGUGGCUGAAGUACAAGGGCCACUUGCCCAAUAUCUCCGCCAACACGCUGAUUGGGGCCGUGAACGCCGCCACCGGCGAGACGAACGUGGCCUACGACGAGGCCGGCAAGCAGUACUCCAUCCCCGACCUGGCCGCGCAGUGGAAGGCCCAGGGCGCGGAGUGGCUGGUCGUGGCGGAGGAGAAUUACGGCGAGGGUAGCGCGCGCGAGCACGCCGCCCUGCAGCCCCGCUACCUGGGCGGUCGCGUUAUCGUGGCCAAGAGCUUCGCCCGCAUCCACGAGACCAACCUGAAGAAGCAGGGUGUCGUGCCCUUGACCUUUGCCAACCCGGCCGACUACGACCGCAUCGACGCCUGCGACGUCGUCGCCACCCACGGUCUGUACGACGUGUUGCAGGCCGGCGGCCAGGGCUCAAUCCAGCUCCGCGUCACCAAACGCUCCGGCGAGUCCCUUGAUAUCCCGGUCAAGCACACCCUCAGUCCCGACCAGUGCGCCUUCGUCCUGGCCGGUAGCGCCUUGAACCUGCUGGCCCAGAGAGCCAACCCGAAAAGCGAGUGAUUAUAUCCAGCGAAGUGUACAUAUAUCCAUGUGUUGUUUUUUUUUUGUCCGUAUUUUGUGUGUACUUUCGACAUUCAUAGUCGGCUUUCUUUAGAUUUGGACAUGAUAAAUAUCUACCAGACC